CUCUUGCUCAUGGAAUUCUACCAUGGAAGAAGGAGAUCUCUUUUCAGUUUUGUGGAUGAAGAGAGACAUGCAAUAGUACCAUCACCUUCACCCUCUCACGUAUCCAUGGAAGACGAAAGCCCAGAAUCACCAUGGACACUCUCCCCUCUUCAAACCCCCUCUCCCACUCUGCUUUAUCACUGCAUAGCCUCUCUCCACCGCCACGAGGGCAACAUAUAUUCCAUCGCUCUUUCCAAGGGACUAGUCUUCACCGGCUCCGACAGUAACCGAAUUCGUGCGUGGCGGCAACCCGACGGCAUCGAGCGGGGGUGUCUCAAGGCCAAUUCCGGCGAGGUCCGGGCCAUUUUUGCCUAUUCUAACAUGCUAUUUACUACGCAUAAAGAUCACAAAAUCCGAGUUUGGAAUUUCACGGCGUCAGAAUCAGAUAGCUUUCGGUGCAACAAGGUCUCCUCCCUUCCCAAAAGAAGCUCAUUUCUUUUGUUCCCAAAAAGGACAAAAACCCACAAACACAAGGAUUGUAUUUCCUGCAUUGCUUAUUACCACGCAGAAGGGCUAUUAUACACAGGCUCCCACGACAAAACAGUCAAAGCUUGGCGGAUUUCGGAUAAAAUAUGCGUUGACUCCUUUAUUGCACAUGCAGAUAAUGUAAAUGCAAUAUUGGUUAGCCAAGAUGAUGGUUGCGUUUUCACAUGCUCGUCUGAUGGGUCGGUUAAAAUAUGGAGAAGGGUAUACAGAGAAAACUCUCACACCCUCACGAUGACUCUCAAAUUCCAGCCAUGCCCAGUUUACACAUUAGCCUUGAGUUCCUCCUUCAACACUUGCUUUCUCUACUCAGGCUCCUCAGACGGCAGCAUUAACUUCUGGGAGAGAGAGAAAAUGUGCUACAGAUUUAACCAUGGAGGAUUCUUGCAAGGCCAUCGAUUUGCUGUUCUUUGCCUUGUGGCUAUUGAGAAGCUGAUAUUUAGUGGGUCGGAGGACUCGACGAUUAGGGUUUGGAGGAGAGAGGAGGGGAGUUGUUUCCAUGAAUGUUUGGCGGUGUUGGAUGGACAUAGAGGGCCUGUGAGAUGCUUGGCUGUUUCUUUGGAGAUGGAAAAGGUUGUGAUGGGGUUUUUAGUGUACAGUGCAAGUUUGGACCAGACUUUUAAGAUUUGGAGGGUUAAGGUUUUGCCUGAUGAAAAACGCAGCAGCUUUGAUUAUUUGGACCAAAGCGAUUGCAGGAUGAGCCCUGUGUUGUCUCCCUCGUGGGUAGAGAAGAAGCUUCAAGUUGAUCAUGACUAAUCACAAAUGUUUUUCACAUCUUUUCUCUUUAAUAUAUAUAAUCGAGUAAUGCUAUUUGGAUUUUUAAUAUAUGCUGCAUGUG
Messenger RNA from Corylus avellana, 1360 nucleotides. Its product is annotated as protein JINGUBANG. Gene Ontology annotation, molecular function: protein binding. The record is from RefSeq and is a predicted model, not a curated record. NCBI's taxonomy places the organism in Eukaryota, Viridiplantae, Streptophyta, Magnoliopsida, Fagales, Betulaceae.